AUGUCAGGAUAUAAUCAACCACCAGGAUUAGGUAAAACAGAAUGGGAAGAUAUUCAAAUUAGAUUGGGUAAUAUGAAGGCUCCACCAAAGAAGUUGUCAGAGGAUGAAUUGUUUGAUCUCAUUCAAGAGGCUGCUUCGAUGGCUGCCGAACAAGAGAAACAAGACAAGUUAAACAAUGCUACUCUUGAUGAAAUAGAUGAAAUGAAAGAAGAUGCAGAUGAUGAUGAAGAAAUGACUCUUGAAAAGAUUAGAAAAAAGAGAAUAGCAGAGAUGAAAAAACAAGCAGAAUUAAACAAGUUUGGUGAAGUCUAUCAUAUUACAGAACCAUCAUACAAAAGAGAAGUAACUGAAGUUAAAAAUAUUUUUGUUAUUGUUCAUCUCUUUAAUCAAGGUAUUCCACAUUGUCAAUUAGUAAAUGAUUGUUUAAAUCAAUUGGCACCAAAAUUCAAAGCAUGUAAAUUUGUAAAGAUUAGAGCCGAGGAAGCUAUUCAUGGAUACCCAGACAAGAAUCUCCCAACUAUAUUAAUCUAUCGAAAUGGUGAUAUUGUCAGUCAACUCAUUACUCUGAGAGCUCUUGGAGGUGAUAAUAUGACAUUGAACGACUUGGAAUUUGCACUCGCUCAAUCCGGUGCCAUUAAAUCGGAUUUGGAGAAAAACCCUAAAACUGGAAAGGUUGAAGACCCAAGCAAAAGAGAUACUACUCCUAUCAACCUUGGCAAGAAAAAGUAUUAUGAUUCUGAUGAAAGUGAUGAAGAUGAUUAA
Cavenderia fasciculata is the source of this 762-nucleotide messenger RNA. RefSeq names its product phosducin-like protein (gene phlp2). The transcript has 3 exons. The record is from RefSeq and is a predicted model, not a curated record. Lineage: Eukaryota; Evosea; Eumycetozoa; Acytosteliales; Cavenderiaceae. Gene Ontology annotation, cellular component: cytoplasm. Gene Ontology annotation, biological process: protein folding. Bases 1 to 762 code for a protein of 253 amino acids.